CGGAAGUGUUGAUUUCAACCACUUUCCACUGUUGUCAUUCCAACACGGAGAGGGGAACCGUCAGCGGCCAGCCAGCAUCUUUCCCUUCGUGUAGUUCCGUCUCCAUCAUUCACUUGUCAUUUUCAACUUCAUCUAAAUUCCCAGACCUCCUUGCACACCCUCCUGUUGGUUAGCUAGACUAGCACGCUCGCUAAAACAUUCUGACCAACUUCACUUUUACAUAUUUUUUGACUACAGUCCAGUUUCCUCUUCCGUUGCCCGUUCCACCUGUACUUGGUUAUUGUAGCUAGCUAGUACUGUAUUUUGCUGGUUCGCUGAGUCCGACGCAGGAAAGAAAAGGAUUAAGUUUCCACUGGCGACGGAUUAUUUAUUGGCUCUGCUCUUGUCUUGUUUCGACUGGUUUAGCCUACUAGGCGUGCUGUCGACCCUUCUCGUGUCCCUUAAUCACAUUGCUUGCAACCAAGCGCCUGUCAGAGAUGUCCUUCAGACGGGGCGUGGUCAGGCAGAGUAAGUUCCGCCACGUGUUCGCCCAGGCCUGGAAGGCGGAGCACUGUCUGGACGAUGUCAGAAUCAGCCGGGUCACAUGGGACGGGCCCCUCUGCGCGGCCAACCCCAAAUUCAUCGCCGUCAUCGUGGAGGCUGGCGGGGGGGGCUCCUUCCUCGUGCUGCCUCUCGGAAAGAGCGGGCGUGUGGACCAGACCACUCCCUCUGUGUGUGGGCACUCCGCCCCCGUGCUGGACAUACAGUGGUGUCCCCAUGACGACAACGCCAUCGCCAGCGCGUCUGAGGACGGGACUGUGAAGGUGUGGCAGAUCCCAGAUGAGGGCCUCAGUGACCCGAUGACGGAGGCGAGUGUGACACUGGAGGAGCACAGCAAGAGGGUGGGCGUCCUGGCCUGGCACCCCACCGCCCUCAACAUCCUGCUGAGCGCAGGCUGCGAUAACGUGCUGUGCAUAUGGGACGUGGGUACAGGUGAGCUGGUCUACCGGCUGGAUGACACGCACCCUGAUUUGAUCUACAGCGUGAGCUGGAACCGCGAGGGUAGCGCCCUCUGCACCGUGUGCAAGGACAAGGCACUACGCAUCAUCGACCCACGCCGAGGGACCGUGCUGAAGGUGAGAGAGAAGGUUCACGAGGGCUCCCGACCAAUGAGAGCGGUGUUCCUCUCUGACGGCAAAAUCCUGACCACCGGAUUCAGCCGCAUGAGUGAGAGGCAGAUGGCACUGUGGGAUACGCAUGACCUCUCUGAGCCAAUGACAGUGCAGGAGAUGGACACCAGUAACGGGGUUCUGCUGCCCUUCUAUGACCCCGACACCAACAUGGUCUACCUGUGUGGGAAGGGGGACUGCACGAUCAGGUACUUCGAGGUGACGGAGGAGUCCCCGUACGUGCACUUCCUCAGCCUCUACAGCAGCAAGGAGCCGCAGAGAGGGGCCGGCUUCCUCAGCAAGCGCGGCGUGGACGUCAACAAGUGCGAGAUCGCCAGGUUCUAUAAACUACAUGAGAGGAAGGUGGAGCCCAUCUCUAUGACAGUGCCCAGAAAGUCGGAUCUGUUCCAGGGGGAUCUGUACCCGGACACAGCUGGCCUGGAGCCCUCUCUGCUGGCGGAGGAGUGGAUCGCAGGGCAGGAUGCCCCCCCCAUGCUGGUGUCCCUGAGCGGGGGGUACACGGCCCCCCCCUCCAAGCACAGAGACACCCUGAGGACCCGCCCCAAACUCAGCCCCGGAGACACGCCCACCGCCGCCGCCGCCCCGCCCACACGGAACCCCGACCCGGAGAGGGUCGCCACGGUGACCACGGGGCAGGAGACGGACGGGGAUGGAGGGAGAGAGAAGAGAGAGGAGGAGCAGCUGUGUGAGGUGCUGGAGGAGGUGAAGGCUCUCAGGGCGCUGGUCCUGGCGCAGGGUCACAGGAUCCAGCUGCUGGAAACACAGCUGGCUCGCAUCGAGGACGAGACGUCUGACCUGGGGGAGAGGGAGAGGGGGGCCCGGGGGCCCUCUCCCCACAGCCCGGGGGUGGUGUAG
Conger conger (European conger) is the source of this 2024-nucleotide messenger RNA. It is a transcript of the gene coro1b, whose product is annotated as coronin, actin binding protein, 1B. The transcript is spliced from 12 exons. Lineage: Eukaryota; Metazoa; Chordata; Actinopteri; Anguilliformes; Congridae. Gene Ontology annotation, biological process: actin filament organization; cell migration. The coding region runs from base 477 to 2024 and encodes 515 amino acids. The record is from RefSeq and is a predicted model, not a curated record. Gene Ontology annotation, molecular function: actin filament binding.